UUAGUUAAUUCUGACUAAAAUGACUUCUUACUCUCUAUUUCCUCUAUUUAUUGAAAUAUAAAGCAGAAUGUGGAAAUACAUGAGCGUGGGCCUUGUCUGUUCAGUUAACCUCCCAGAAAAGGAUGAUUUUUCAGUAGUUUCACAGCUUUUUAUUGGUUUCAACAAAAUGAAUAUGAUUGGUUGGCUACAGCCGGGGAGGAGUCCUGGUCUAGACGCUCUGGUCUGGGACAGAAACAGAAAGUCCUUCCUCCCUGAACCUCCCUGACAUAGACACUAAUAGAUAGAACCUAGAAAAUCCCAACUUAUUAUCACAUGUCUAGACAAAAUAAAUAAAUAAAAAUCCUAACAGAUGUUAAAUGUUGGAAUGGAAUUAGCACAAGAAAAAAAAAAUCCCUACAUUUAUAAAACUGCUCACUUCUUGUUUUUUGGUUCCUGAUUUUUCUCCAGUUACGAUAAAACUGUUCUAUCACAUCCGUCCCUUCAUUCAGCUCAUUAUUCUUCUGUGGUGACAAGUUGCUCCUGAGCCUCUGGUUACACAUUAACAGGUUCAGACCAGUGAUGAUGGAUGAGCCAGUCGCUUAGAGAGCAAAUACAAAAGUUCCUGUUGUAACCUCAUCGCUCUAAUAACAUCUGAAUUACUUCUGCUGAACAAGCCUCCACCUACACAGCCGAUAAGCAGGAACUCACCCACACAUGCUGCACAGUUUGCUGCAUGGACUCUGGUCAUUGGUCACGCCCUGCAAAACUUCCAGCAAGGUGGGAAGAGAAGAGGCUAAAAGGCAAAUCCAUCAAAGGUAAAGCACCUAAAGCAGCUCGGUGUCGAAAGCCAUCAUGGUCACGCUGAACGUCGGGACUCUGAUAUCCCCCGUGGGGAUAGUGAGGAUCCUGGAGGUGAUCUUCACCUGCAUCUCCUUCAGCCUGGUGGCAUCGGUGGGACACAGCACCGACUCCUUCUGGACCUGGUGCAUGUUCACCUGGUGCUUCUGCUUCUGCGUCACCUUGAUCAUCAUCAUCCUGGAAUUCAUCGAGCUCAACCCCAAGAACAUCAUCUCCUGGGACGACUUCACCACCGCGUUCGCCAUGCUGGCUACGCUAAUGGUGCUGGCCUCCUCCAUCAUCUACGCCGUCUUCUUCACCUGCCCCUCCUGCAGCAAACAGGUCGGAGCAACGGUUACGUCCUUCGUGGCCUUCAUCCUGUACGCCAUCGAGGUCGGGAUGACCCGAGCCAAACCCGGAGAGAUCAGCGGAUUUCUGUCCACGGUCCCGGGCCUCCUCAAGGUCCUGGAGGCCUUCGUGGCCUGCAUCAUCUUCAUCUGCUUGGGCUACAACCAGUACUGGCGGCAGCCGGGCCUCCAGUGGUGCGUGGCCGUCUACUCCGUCUGCUUCAUCUUCGCAAUCGUCAUCAUCAUUUUCACCAUCUGCCGUUUGCUGACUUUAUUUCCCGCCCCGUUUGACAAAAUCCUGACGGCCUGCAAUGUCCUGGCGGUGCUGAUGUACCUGACGGCCGUGGUCAUCUGGCCCCUUUACAGCUUCAGAAACAACUCCAGACCAUCCAACUGCUCCACCCUGUGUCCCUGGAACAUGUUAGUCGUCAUCUCCUUCAUGACCGCUUUCAACCUGGUCACUUACAUCGUGGACACGGUUUAUUCUUUAAGGCUGGUCUUCUUCGUCACCAGGACGUAGGUUCAUUACGUGAUCAGUCUUUGGACUGUGUAUGUUUUGGUCAUUGAAUUUUUUCCGUUCAGAGAAGGACAAUUAAAAAAAAAAAAAAAAAAUGAGCGGUUAUUUGAUUUUCAUUUCAAAGUUCAAAAAUUUAAAAUUCAAAUUCAAGGACGAGAACGGAUAAACAAAACCUUAAAAAUUUUCUGUUUCUAAAAAUAAAAAAUAAAAUCGUUAGAAGACAGAAACAAAAACAAAAAAAAUGUUUUUUUCAUAUCGUGCGACCGGAAGUUGUGGUUUUCAAAGUAAGAGCACGUAUGAGGACGGCGCUGCGCGACAGAAGUUGAUGGAUUCGUACUUUUUUUCUCGAAAUAAUUAAAGAGUCUCGGUGAGGAGGACGUGACUGCAGAAAAAUUAAAAAGUACAUAUAAUUAGGGGAUAAUUAGCUACUAGCUAAUAUUCCUCUGAUACAUGUGCAGAGAUGAGAAACCGCACCCGUGUCAAAAAUCA
Messenger RNA from Mugil cephalus (flathead mullet), 2169 nucleotides. RefSeq names its product myeloid-associated differentiation marker homolog. Lineage: Eukaryota; Metazoa; Chordata; Actinopteri; Mugiliformes; Mugilidae. Gene Ontology annotation, cellular component: membrane. The transcript has 2 exons. Bases 832 to 1683 code for a protein of 283 amino acids. The record is from RefSeq and is a predicted model, not a curated record.